AUGUCCCUGGCCGCCAACUCCGUGAGGGGCCCCACAAAGCCCCCAGCCAAAGGCAGCUUCCCCUUAGACCGGGACCACCGCUGCAGCGCGGAGCAGCACCGCUACCUGCGCUGCCUCACGCAGCAGCAGCAGCAGCAGCAGCAGCAGCAGCAGCAGCAGCAGCAGCAGCAGCAGCAGCAGCAGUUUGAGGCGUACGACCACCUGCCGUGCCGCGAGCUGGCGAAGGCCUUUCUCAAGUGCCGCAUGGACACCAAUUUGAUGCAGCAGGAGGACUUCGAGCAGCUCGGCUUUGCUGCUUCCCCUCAAGCAGCAGCAGCAGCAGCAGCAGCAGCAGGUGCAGCAGCAGCAGGUGCAGCAGCAGCAGGGCCAGCAGGGGCUGCAGCAGUCGACGGCCUGGCAGGAACAGCCGCCUCGCCCGAACGCGGCGCAGCCCCAACUGCAGCAGCAGCAGCAGCAGCGCCAGCAGCAGCAGCAGCAGCAGCAGCAGCAGCACCAGCAGCAGCAGCAGCAGCAGCAGCAGCAGCAGCAAAGUCAAAAGAAGACACAGGCUACCUGGCAGGCAUUUCCGCGCUGCAGCCAUAUACUAACAGGGGCUUCUUUGGGCGAGUUGUGGCUCGCUUUAGUUGGCCGAAGCAGUUUCUGCAGCCUUUCUUUUCCCGCAGCAGCAGCAGCAGCAGCAGCAGCAGCAGCAGCAGGAAGGGGAUGCAGCUGUUGCCUUCGGAGCCGAGUGACGCGGGAAGCAGCAGCAGCAGCAACAGCAGCAGCAGCAGCGGGAGGACCAGCGUGGGCUUCGAUAGACUCGACCACUACCCAGAUAGCAGCAGCAACAGCAGCAGGAGCAGCAGCAGCAGCAGCGACUCCGCAGCAGCAGUUUGA
Molecule: messenger RNA, 876 nt
Organism: Eimeria necatrix
Lineage: Eukaryota; Apicomplexa; Conoidasida; Eucoccidiorida; Eimeriidae
Exons: 1
Coding region: 1-876 (291 amino acids)
Biological process (GO): mitochondrial respiratory chain complex IV assembly
Cellular component (GO): mitochondrial intermembrane space
Source: RefSeq, a predicted model, not a curated record